AACACUGGCCCUUUAAGACAGUCUCCCAGAGUACUUUGCGAUCGCCAGUGGUAAACGAACCCAUGCUAGCCAUCUGAAUAAAGGAAUGAAUGUGUUAUAUAAACUUUAAAUUUCUGAAUAAACUGCAUCGAUUGAAGACAUGAAGGACACUAGAUAAUUUUCACAUCAUCAGGCUGUUUUUUGACUUUUGUUCAGUUACCUAAACAACCCGAUACGAACAAAACAUGUUGCAACAUUGUAUCAUUUUGCUAUGUGAUAAUUUAUAAGACUAACGUUACAAGAUAAAUGAUCAGACUUUAGCUUAAGCUUUAUUGCAUAAUUUGCUUAAAUUGGCAAUCGUACGUCUUGCAUGUUAAACCACUGUGCGCAGGAAGAUCAACACAAACCUCCCGUCGUGGUUAUUUUGUUCAUAUAUUCAUAUCAUGACAACACGGAAAAGAAAGAAUUCGUUAUUACCGCAUUCAGAGUCUCCCGGGGAUCAGACUGAUGGCAAAGCUCCUAAGAGAUCAGUUCAAUGUCAGUGUUCAGAGAGAGUCCAUAAGAGCUCGAGUAAAGAUGAGAGCUUCAGCCCUUAUUUCUCAAUGAGAGGUGAUGCUGUCAGACUGACUUACAGCUUCUUCGACCAGCCAUGUGUUCAUCUGGCUAAAGCUUUUCUCGGGAAGGUAUUGGUGAGGAAGCUAGCCGAUGGCAAAGAGCUCAGAGGAAGGAUCGUGGAAACCGAGGCAUAUUUAGGUGGGGAGGACAAGGCGUCCCACUCGGCCGGAGGAAAACGCACAGAGAGAAAUACCGCCAUGUUCAUGCAGCCUGGAACCAUCUAUGUCUAUCCCAUCUACGGCAUGUACCUCUGCAUGAACGUGUCGAGCAGAGGGGAGGGGGCGGCGGUGCUUCUGCGCUCAUUGGAGCCUCUGAGCGGUCAGGACGUCAUGAGGGGCCUGCGAGCAGCCAAACGCAAGGCAGGAGCCAAAACCCUAAAGGACAAAGAACUGUGCAACGGCCCGUCCAAGUUGUGCCAAGCACUAGAUAUACAGCGCUGCUUUGACCGCAGGGAUCUGGCCACCGAAACAGACGUGUGGCUUGAGAGGGACCAAGAAGACGAGUCUGUGUGUGAAAGAGAGGUGGUGUCUGCCCCGCGGAUAGGAGUCGAGUCCCAUGGGGAAUGGGCUAUCAAACCAUUGCGCUUCUAUUUGAGAGGCCACCCGUGUGUGAGCGUGCUGAACAGAGAUGCAGAGCGUCAGAUGGACGCACAGUCCUGCACGGACUCGUCUGUUUUAGAUCUUAGCAAGAUGGAAAGGACAGUCUAAUCAUUUUUCAACAGUGUGUUUUUGCUUAUUGAAACAGGUUUUUUAACUAAAAUAAUUUUCUUGAGCUUAUUGAUUUUAAAGAUGUUUGGGCAGCCAUUUGCACCUCGAGGAAAUGACAAACUCCGUCCAAGCUUCUUCUUCACUUUCUCUGCUUCUGUUUCUGUCUGAGGCAUCCAGCCCUGUGGUCUGGAAUGAUCAUCAUGGCGUGUUUUUUUUUUGUCGUGUUUGUCUGACGAAGUGAUCCAUCACUUCAGGGAAUGGACUUCAAAUAGGAGCUGCUUGGGUGGAAAACUGAACCGGUCCGUUUUAUGGCUGUCCAAGUUUGAACCGGCACAAUCCCCUGAAUAUUGUAGUGAAAACAGUGAAAUCUUUGGUCAACUGAGCUAUAUACAGUAGAUUAGGCAUGGUUUAUUGAGAAGCAUCUUAUAAAACUGAAUACUUCCUUA
This is a messenger RNA of Triplophysa dalaica, 1747 nucleotides long. RefSeq names its product N-methylpurine DNA glycosylase (gene mpg). Lineage: Eukaryota; Metazoa; Chordata; Actinopteri; Cypriniformes; Nemacheilidae. Gene Ontology annotation, biological process: base-excision repair. Bases 423 to 1301 code for a protein of 292 amino acids. The transcript has 3 exons. The record is from RefSeq and is a predicted model, not a curated record. Gene Ontology annotation, molecular function: DNA binding; alkylbase DNA N-glycosylase activity.